Molecule: messenger RNA, 3375 nt
Organism: Xenopus laevis (African clawed frog)
Lineage: Eukaryota; Metazoa; Chordata; Amphibia; Anura; Pipidae
Gene: gpr176.L
Product: G protein-coupled receptor 176 L homeolog
Exons: 3
Coding region: 684-2255 (523 amino acids)
Biological process (GO): signal transduction; G protein-coupled receptor signaling pathway
Cellular component (GO): plasma membrane; membrane
Molecular function (GO): G protein-coupled receptor activity
Source: RefSeq, a predicted model, not a curated record
GGUAUGUGGAAUGGAUUCCCCCCAGGCCCAUGAGUGUCGGUACCAUUUUGUAUCAGGAAUGUCCAGUAUAUGCAGUCGACCCCUUUUGAGAAAAUGCAACUCCCGGCAAUUAAGGGGUAUUGGGAGUUGUAGAGCAGCUCAGUGGGUCUAGUAAUUAGGAAUAUGUCCCCCAGUAGUGGUACAGGCAGCCCUUGUGCUUUCCCGGGCAUUUUGUGACUGCGCGGUGAUGAGGCUUAUUAGAAGCCUGGAGUGGACUCGAGUAGCAGCGGACUGGAGCCUAUAUCAGAAGCUGCUCUUUAUUUGACACCGGAGCCCGUUAUUUUUACGCAGCCCUAGCGGAACGGAGACAUGUGGAGAUGAUGUGAGGCGGCCAUUGUGCCUCAGCUGCUCCAUCCCUGAUUCUCCAGUGUCUCGCUCCCACCUGCAGGUGAAGGAGGGGCAGCGCGCACCGUGCUCCAGUGCCAGGCAAUGAGACGAGAGAUGGGCGCUGUGUCCCCGCUGCCUGGCAUGAGCGCGUUCAGGGCACGUUGCUGCACACUGAGGGGCACACAAAGAAGCCUGUGCUUCCCCCGCUGAAGGGGCAGGUGGUUCCCGUGAGAUGGGCGCACACAGCACCGGGGGCUUCGGAGCGGCGAGUCCUGGGCCGACACCGGGAAGCCAAGGCUAAAGCUGCGCCAGUCAGCAUGGAGCACAAUGGCAGCUGGGUGUUCGCCAACAGGAGCGAGUUGGGCUCCUUCCAGCAGGCGGUGAGCAGAGCCCUGGCCGUCAGGAACGUGUCGUACUCUCAGCUCCUGUGGAGCAACCGGAGCAGCAGCAGCAGCAGCAGCGAGGGACUCAGCUACCGACACUUCACUACCAGCGCCCAGGUGCUCAUAUUCGUGGGCUCUCUGCUGGGGAACUUCAUGGUCCUGUGGUCAACCUGCAAAACGUCUGUCAUGAAGUCUGUUACCAACAGAUUAAUGAAAAAUCUUGCCUGUUCCGGGAUCUGUGCCAGCCUAGUGUGUGUGCCUUUUGACAUUGUGCUCAGUGCCAGCCCACACUGCUGUUGGUGGAUUUAUACCCUGCUCUUCUGUAAGAUCAUCAAGUUCUUGCACAAAGUCUUCUGCUCAGUGACUAUUCUCAGCUUUGCUGCUAUUGCUUUGGAUAGGUAUUACUCCGUGUUGUAUCCAUUAGAAAGGAAGAUAUCUGACUCCAAAGCCAGAGACCUGCUGAUCUAUAUCUGGGCACAUGCAGUUGUUGCCAGUGUUCCUGUAUUCGCAGUGACCAAUGUGACUGAUAUUUAUGCCAUGUCCACCUGCACCCCAACAUGGGGUUACUCUUUGGGCCAUUUGGUGUAUGUCCUUGUUUAUAACAUCACCACUGUUUUCAUACCGGUGCUGGUGGUUUUCCUUUUCAUGCUUCUCAUCCGCAGAGCAUUGAGCGCAAGUCAAAAAAAGAAAGUGAUCAUAGCCGCUCUAAGGACACCCCAAAACACAAUCUCUAUACCAUAUGUUUCCCAAAAGGAGGCUGAACUCCAUGCCAUGCUGCUUUCCAUGGUUCUGAUAUUUAUCAUCUGCAGUGUCCCGUAUGUCACCUUGGUCGUAUAUCGCACCAUGCUUAACUCAAAUAUCUCAGAUUUUCUCAUGCUUACUGCUAUCUGGUUACCCAAAGUCUCAUUGGUCACCAACCCUUUGCUUUUCUUAACUGUCAACAAAUCUGUCCGAAAGUGUGUAGUGGGCACAAUUGUACAGCUGCACCGCAGAUACAGCCGAAGGAAUGUGGUCAACCUCGGAUCAGUUGCAGAAGUCAACUUAGAGCCUAGUGUGCGGUCUGGCAGCCAGCUCUUGGAGAUGUUCCACAUUGGCCAACAACAGAUCUUUAAAUCUGUGGAGGAGGAUGAUGAGAAUGAGAUCAAGUUGGAAGCCUCUAGAAACUAUAAAUUAAAGGAGGCUCUGCCAAGUACCAGCAUUGAAAUGGAACACACCCUUGUGCAGAAAUUCGUUCCCCAAAGCACAGAGUCUGCCUCGCAAGUGGCUCCUGUGAUGCCGGGGGAGACCGAGGUGCUAAAUGACAAGUACUCCAUGCAGUUUGGGUUUGGCCCUUUUGAGUUACCCCCGCAGUGGCUUUCUGAUAAAAGGAACAGCAAGAAACGCCUGCUGCCUCCUUUGGGAAAUACUCCCGAGGAGCUUAUCCAGACUAAGCAGCCCAAAUGCAGACCUGAGCGAAGGAUCAGCAGGAACAAUAAAGUCUGCAUUUUUCCUAAAGUGGAUUCCUAGCGCAGCCUUUAUAAACCACCCUCAUGUUAUAUAAACUGUAUAUCUUGUUUAAUGUGCCAAAAAAAUGUACACAGUAGGACAGAAACGCACAGUCAAAGUGUUCCUUACUAACAUGGGCAGCGUGCACGCGAGGAAUAUACCUCUUGUAUGCUCUCUGUGGAACUACAGUGUAUAAAAUAUCCAUUAUUACCUAUCAGUCUUUUGGUGCUGACAAGUGGCGCCUGUUUCUGAAUAAUGGACAGCUUGCUCUUGCUCAUCCCAAGUUAGAAAACCAUUUGCGUGUGCCCAGUGCAACCAGCCGACCUGUCACUCCGCAAUAGCUCAGGUUUCUUUUAAGCUCAAACACUCUCUAAAUCAUUUUCAUCCGUUGAGAUAUACUUGUACGUCAGUACUUUCCACUGUACUGGUGUAUAUUGGCAGCUCUACUCUUGGCUGGUAUGCACAAGUUUCCAAUACAAACCGUUAGACCUUGCUCCCCCAAAUACACAGAUAUAAACAUUUCAGUUUACCACUGAUCUUGUUGGACAAGACAAUAUAGCCUGUAGAAAGAUGCACCUCUUGAAUUGUCUGCUAAACACUAGUGUUACCCAGCUACUGUGAAUGGGGACUCUCCAAGAGCAAAAGCCUUAGUGCAUAUCUGUUACCUGUCACUAGUGUUACGUAUGCCAUUCAGACACCAGCAAUAUUCCUUUUCCAUGUUGUCUCUAGAACCUUUUGCUAGAUUCCUCUUGCUGUAUGAAGAACAUCUGUGCCAGUUCAUUUUUUACAUACAGGACAAGCAAUGUAACUUUUGUAAUUUUUCACAUUUUUUGUAGGGAGUCGCAGUAUUUCCACAUGGUCUCAUAGGCCUUGGGAAGAGAUAGGCUAUCCUGAUUAGCUGCUUUGUACUCAUUUUUCUACAGCACUGUGAGCUAAAAGGAGAACCUGUAGUGUUUUGUUUUUUUUUGGGUGGGGGUUUGCCCUUUUCAGCAUCUGCAUGAGAUGAAGGAAUAUUUCCUCUUGCAUCAAUGUACAAUGUUUAUCCAGUUAAUACAUCCGAUAAAUAUGAUUUUCACUGUUGCGUCAUAUUAUGCACAUCAAAACAUUUAUUCCAUUCUCUAAUAAAUACUGCUGAAUAUCA